UCGGGAGGCUAACCACCACCUUAACUAAUAAGAUACAGUGUAGAAGCACUUGCCAGUUGAUUGAUCAGUUAUUAUAUACGAACCUAACGCAAAACCCCAGCCAUCGUCCAGACUUCGCUGGUCGGCCGCCGCUUAAGCCUCCAACCCGAUUGAAACUCCUGAAGGCGGAAAAAAUCAGGGAAAAGAUAGGAAAAAAUCAACGAAAACAAAGGGAAGGAGGAAAAAUUAAAAGAUGGAAUAUGCAUCACAUAGAAGGCCUCUUGGAAGCUCCCUUUGAUACAAUUUCCCCCUUAUCCUUUGUGACACUUACGGACGGUAUUAUGAGGCCUCUAAAAUUUUGUUCUUCACUCUCGAGAAAAUGGUUAGGAACUAAUAUCGGAUCUUCUCAACUUAAGUGCACAGAUCGUUCCCUGAGAUCAUUAGGCAAACGGUGUCUUCUAUUGCAUUUAGCAUAAGAUUUUGAGAAUAGUUAAUGGAAGGCAACCUGGAAGAAAAUAGAGAAGCUGAGGGCGAAGAAGAGUAUCUCUUACUUGACUUGGAUGAAGUUUGUGUGCAUGGUGAUAUUCCAGCCAAUGCUCCCUAUGUCCUAUCUGGUUUGGACACUCUGAAUCCCAUUUUGGUCAUUGGCGACCGCUUGAAACUGAUUGGUGAGUACCAAGAAACAAUUGGAACAUGCUUUGUGUUUUCUGAAAGUGAUGCAGUGCUGCAUCAGGUGACAGGAUCUUCCGAGACAAAUCUCUUAAAGGAUAAAUGCAUUAUGGAUUCAAAUGAAGCUUCCUUCAAGCAUGUAAAGUCAAUUGCAAAGCUUCAUAAAGUUCUCAAAUUUAAGCUAGCAACUGAUGAUCAAAAUCAAAUAACUGAGAAAUCCAAUGUGAAUAAAUUGUAGUAUUUUUAUCUUAUUGUACAUAGCAAUCUUAUUAGUUUGCAAGAGAAACGAACGAAAGGAAAUGAAGACAUAUUCUGACAUCACUGCUUCUAUUUUUAUUAUUGCUUCUAGAAAAAUUAUAAGAUUUCUAAAACAUCAUUUAUUUUCUA
This is a messenger RNA of Elaeis guineensis (African oil palm), 1035 nucleotides long. RefSeq lists its product as uncharacterized. Gene Ontology annotation, biological process: transcription by RNA polymerase III. Gene Ontology annotation, cellular component: transcription factor TFIIIC complex. Lineage: Eukaryota; Viridiplantae; Streptophyta; Magnoliopsida; Arecales; Arecaceae. The record is from RefSeq and is a predicted model, not a curated record.